Colossoma macropomum (tambaqui) is the source of this 630-nucleotide messenger RNA. Its product is annotated as C-C motif chemokine 14-like. The record is from RefSeq and is a predicted model, not a curated record. Gene Ontology annotation, cellular component: extracellular region. The transcript is spliced from 3 exons. Gene Ontology annotation, biological process: neutrophil chemotaxis; lymphocyte chemotaxis; positive regulation of GTPase activity. Gene Ontology annotation, molecular function: chemokine activity; CCR chemokine receptor binding. NCBI's taxonomy places the organism in Eukaryota, Metazoa, Chordata, Actinopteri, Characiformes, Serrasalmidae. Bases 53 to 301 code for a protein of 82 amino acids.
GAGAUACAGACGGAAAGAGAAGCAUUCAGAGCUUCAGGCGCCUGCAGAGAAGAUGGAGAUGAAGAUGAGCUGUGUGUGUUUGGUGCUGGGGCUGGUCCUGCUGAUGACCGUCUCCUCAGAUGCAACUGAAGCCACUGGCCAUCCUGUUCAGUGCUGUUUCAACUUCGUCCGUUUUCAAAUUCCAGAAGACAAUAUCAUAAAAGUUGAAAAAACAUAUUCCAGCUGCCCAAAGCCCGGCUAUGUGGUUACAACGAAGAAGAACAAGUUCUGCAUGGAGGAAAUAAUCCUGAAGAAAAACUAGAUUUCAGAGCCGCAGCUUCAACACAGCCCUGACGCAGCAAACAUAGCAGCUAAAAGCUUUACACACCCCUUUAAUCAUCACAGGAUUUAUUAAUCAGCGCUUUGGUUUUUUACUCAGUUUAGCUAUUUAAUAUUUUAUCAGCUUUUUUAUCAUGUUUAUCAUGUGUGGAAAUCAAACAAUGUAUUACAAAAAUCUCUGCAGAGAAAAGUAACAGUAAUAAAGACAAAUUGGAUUUCAGUGUUGCAGCUUCUAUACAAUACACAAUGUAUUGCUUCUAUGAAAUAUGUUUAAUGUUUGUGUUACACUGUGAUUCAAAAUAAAAACUAAAA